AUGGCUUCAACAAAGUUUGCACAUCCAACACCAUUUCUGGUUACAACCUCGCCGCGACUUGAACCACCACCUUUAAGUUGCAAACAUAUUUAUCAGCAUCAUACCAAUACUCAUACUUCGAUACCUGCCAUGAGUAGUCUGUACGGAGUCAUCGAGAGGGCCAACAAAGCCAGCCUUCUCGAUGAGUAUGCAAGCCUGUGGAAGUUGUUCAUCGAAGGUAUCGACGAAGUUGUGGGAUAUGUCCGGGAGGAAGACUGCAUGAAGAUCCAGUGGGACGCUAAAUGGUUUCAUUGUGAAACGGUUAAUAAGAAAGGCGACGAAGUUCGGAGAAUUACCAUCGUAAGGAGUAACAACUACCUUGCUGUUGACGGGAUUUCCCACGUUCCCUCUCCUGCAGAAGCUUGCAAGAUCGCAUUUCAAAAGCUCUUAGCCGCCAACGCAGAUAAGUUCCCCGCCUUCAGUCUGUGGAAGGUGACAGAGGAAGCAGAUCAGGAGUAUUGCCCGAUUCACCUAGCUGAUCCAGGAGUCAACAUCUUGCCCUUGCGCAUUCCUUUGCCAUUACGAGGAGUCCUGGGGGUCUUAACGGUGGGCGUUCAUCUUAAUGUCUACAGAGUAAAGGAGGAAGAUGGCAAGGAAACCAUUGAUCAAAUUUGGGUCUCACAUCGCUCCAAAGACCCCAGCUACAGCUAUCCUGGGAUGCUAGAUCAGAUCGUAGCUGGAGGCGCAGAUACCAACGACACGAUAGAUGGACAGCUAGCUCCUUGCAAGACGCUGGCACGGGAGGCAAGAGAGGAGGCUGGGUUGACCAUAGACCACCAGACACGACAAGUAUUCUUUGAGGAAAUGGGGGGCGGUGAUGGGGAUAAUCAGAUGCGUAUCCACGUUGGGACCGUAGAGAGGGCUUCGUCCAUUACGUUCUUCGACCUCAAAGACGAGAGUGCGGGUGACUUCUACAACAAGCACCUCGAGCCCGGCCUGCGAUUCGCCUACGAUCUCAAGAUCACCAACCCAAGCUUUCGACCGAAGAAGAUGGAGAGCGCAAUCGAGAGAUUUGAGCCCAUGGGAGUACCUGAAGUGACGGAAAGCCUGAGCAGCAAUCGAUGGAAGCCUAACUGCGGACUGGUGAUGCUGGAUUUUAUGGUAAGACAUGGACUCAUCACCAAGCACGACGAAAGCCGAUUCGAGCGAAUCAAGAAGGACCUACGCCGACCGCUGUGCUUCGCUUUCCUGACGGAAUUACAAAGCAUCACUAAAGGGUGGUAG
Molecule: messenger RNA, 1263 nt
Organism: Fusarium proliferatum ET1
Lineage: Eukaryota; Fungi; Ascomycota; Sordariomycetes; Hypocreales; Nectriaceae
Exons: 1
Coding region: 1-1263 (420 amino acids)
Source: RefSeq, a predicted model, not a curated record